AUGGCUGACGGAUAUAGCAUUGAUACUGGAGAGAAACGGAAAUUUGGCACUGUUGAUUAUGUUCUAUUUUCUUUGAUGUUUUGUUUUUCUGCCGCUAUAGGAUUUUACCAUGCAUAUAAGGAUAGAAACAAGAAAAAGACAGAAGAUUUUCAUCUUGGGGGUAGAAAGAUGCACCCAAUUCCAGUAAGCUUGUCGCUCUCGGCGACAUUUCUGUCCGCGUUAACGCUCUUGGGGACGCCUUCGGAAAUCUAUACGAAUGGAACUAUGUUUUACUGGAUUAUUGUCGCCAUGCUCAUUGCAACUGCCGGUGCUGCACAUAUCUUCUUACCAGUUUUCUACAAGCUGAACAAAACCAGCUGUUUCCAGUACUUAGAGAUGAGAUUUGGAAAAGUUACCCGAACAGUUACUUCCAUCUUGUUCCUGAUACAAACUUUGGUCUAUAUGGGGUUCGUACUGUACGCACCAUCGUUAGCAUUCGAAGCUGUGACCGGAGUCUCAUUAUGGGGUUGUAUGAUUGGCACAGCGGCCGUGUGCACACUUUACACAACACUUGGCGGUUUGAAAACCGUGCUUUGGACUGACAGUCUUCAAUUUAGUAUAAUGAUAGCUGGACUUCUUGCAGUUCUUAUUGAAGGAUCAAAGGCUACCGGGGGAUUCUCCAACGCUUGGGACAUUGCUAACGAUCAUGGGCGAAUAAAAUUUGAUGAUUUCUCAUUUGACCCGAAAACAAGACACAGUGUGUGGACUUUAGCAAUUGGCGGAUCGUUUUUCUGGUUGUAUCUUUACGGUAUUAAUCAAGCGCAAAUCCAGAGAGCGUGUUCUCUUCCCACUCUUCGACGUGCUCAGGUAGCUAUGUGGUUGAAUUUUCCAGGACUUGUUUUGAUUGUGACAUUGACCGUGUUAAUUGGCGUGGUAAUGUUUGCAUUUUACAGCCAAUGCCACCCGUGA
This is a messenger RNA of Ruditapes philippinarum (Manila clam), 948 nucleotides long. RefSeq names its product sodium-coupled monocarboxylate transporter 2-like. Gene Ontology annotation, cellular component: membrane. The transcript has a single exon. Gene Ontology annotation, biological process: transmembrane transport; sodium ion transport. Lineage: Eukaryota; Metazoa; Mollusca; Bivalvia; Venerida; Veneridae. The coding region runs from base 1 to 948 and encodes 315 amino acids. The record is from RefSeq and is a predicted model, not a curated record. Gene Ontology annotation, molecular function: symporter activity.